CUGUCCUCGCUCCACCAUUCACUCCCGAGGAUCCAGAAUCAGACGUAAUCAGUGUUGCGUCUCUGUGUCCGAGAAACAGCCGCCAGGCACUCAAGAUGUCACAAUGGCGCACAGUUUUCGUAACCGGAGGGGCCGGUUACAUCGGGAGCCACUGCAUCGUGGAGUUGCUCAACGCCGGCUAUGACGUCAUCGCCAUCGACAACUUCGCCAACUCGGUGCCCGGAAACGGAAAGGCUCCCAGCUUGAACCGGGUCGAGAGGAUAACCGGGAAAAAGCUCACCUUCUACCGCUGUGAUCUCUUGGAUCGCGUGGCUCUCGAGGAUGUUUUCUCCAAGCACCACAUUGACUGUGUGAUACACUUUGCAGCAAUGAAAGCUGUUGGAGAAUCUAUGGAAAACCCUCUUCUCUACUAUAAGAACAAUCUAAUAGGUGUAAUUAAUUUACUAGAGGUGAUGAAACACAAUGGAUGUCAGCAACUGGUUUUCUCAAGUUCUUGCACAAUCUACGGCAAUCCAACAGAGCUCCCAAUAACCGAGAAUCAUGCCACAGGCAAUGUUACAAAUGUUUACGGCAGGACCAAAUAUUUCACAGAAGAAAUUUUAAAGGACAUUUCGACUGCUGAUGAGAAAUGGAAUAUCAUAUCUUUGCGUUACUUUAAUCCUGUUGGAGCUCAUCCUUCUGGACUUAUAGGCGAGGACCCAACAAAACCAUUUACAAAUCUCAUGCCUUACGUUGCACAAGUUGCAAUGGGGAGAAAACCUGCACUGACAAUUUUUGGAGACGACUAUGACACAGAAGAUGGCACAGGUGUUCGAGAUUACAUCCAUGUCAUGGAUUUAGCCACGGGUCAUGUUGCAGCUUUAAACAAAUUACAAAGAAGUCACCUGCGCUUGAAGGCGUUCAACCUGGGGACGGGUAAUCCAGUCACUGUAAAGCAACUGAUCAAGACGUUUGAAAAAGUAACAAACACCACAGUCCCAUAUGAAACACACCCAAGGAGGAAUGGCGACAUAGUUUCAAUGUAUGCAAACACUCGAAUGGCAGAGCAAGAACUGAAUUGGAAGGCUGAAUACUCGCUGGAGCAAAUGUGUGAGGAUUUCUGGAGAUGGCAAACGAUGAACCCUGAAGGAUACCGAAACGACACAACAGAGGAUCACAUGAAAAAUGGAAUCGCCACUUCGGUUAUCAAGACAAAUGGAGUGCAUGUGAAUGGAAAUUAACACAUACUUUGAAGUUUGCUUUAAAGAUGGUCAUCAUAAAGACCAGGCACUUUCAAUGUACAGGAAUGAGCAUGCAAUUUGGAGUUUGCUUUAAGAGGCAGUUGGUAAUCUUAAGGGACAAAAUUCAACAAUAUGAC
Bemisia tabaci is the source of this 1357-nucleotide messenger RNA. RefSeq names its product UDP-glucose 4-epimerase. Lineage: Eukaryota; Metazoa; Arthropoda; Insecta; Hemiptera; Aleyrodidae. Gene Ontology annotation, biological process: beta-D-galactose catabolic process via UDP-galactose, Leloir pathway. The record is from RefSeq and is a predicted model, not a curated record. Gene Ontology annotation, molecular function: UDP-glucose 4-epimerase activity. Gene Ontology annotation, cellular component: cytosol.